CUCGCUUAGCUGCGCUCUCGCCUCUCGCGCCUGGUCCUCCUUUUCUGCCUUUGCUCAUCAGAGGGAGACGGAGGGAGAGAAAGAGAAAGAGGGAGAGGGAGAGAGAGAGAGGAAAGCAAGAGAGGGAUGGAACCGGGCGGCAGGGAAGCUCUCGCCAGCAGGCCGGGCCGGUGAAGUUUGGCCGGGGCUGCCGAGCCGAGGGGCAGCGGCAGUUCCAAUGGGGGUGGGGGCAGCUCAGGAGCCUGGAUCCGAGCGGGGAAAGUUUUUAACUCUUCGCCUGCCCGAUUGACAUCCUUUGGCUCCGCACCUUUUGCUAAAGGAGAGCAUUCCCGGGAAAACAGCUCGGAAAAGGAAGAAACCAAUCGAGGCGAGGGGUUUCUGGACACCUCAAGACGGGGGAAACUGGGGGGCAGACCCGCCUCCCAGCACCAUGCUGCUGCUGCUGCCGGCCUGGGUCGCCUGGCUGGGCUUCCCGGCCCCCGAUUGCUGACCCUCCACUUUCGGGGAGCGCAAACGGGAGGCAGCAAGAGGAGCGGGGGAAAGUGGAGGGGGCAGCCGGCGGAUGUUCCAUCCCCGGGCCGGGGCGCCCCCAGGCAUGAGCGAUGGGGGGAGCGAGGCUGGCCGACGCGCCCUCCUCCUGGGGGACCCCGGCGGCGCCCCGGAGCGAGCCCGGGACAAGGAGGCGCGCGCAGCCGCGCUGGAGAGCGCAAAGUUGCGCGGAGGGGCUCCUGGAGGAGGAGGUGGAGGAAUCAAGGACCUGACGGCGGGGACCUCGGCUGCCAGCCCCGGCUCCUCCAAGGAGUGCGCCCCGGAGACGGAGAGCCAGCCCUCGGCGGGCGAGGCGGACUACUGCCGCCGGAUCCUGGUGCGAGAUGCCAAAGGGACCAUCCGGGAGAUCGUCCUUCCCAAAGGUCUGGACCUGGACCGGCCGAAGAGGACCAGGACUUCUUUCACCGCUGAGCAGCUCUACCGGUUGGAGCUGGAGUUUCAGCGCUGCCAGUACGUGGUGGGCAGAGAGAGGACAGAACUCGCCCGGCAGCUCAACCUCUCCGAGACGCAGGUCAAGGUCUGGUUCCAGAACCGCCGCACCAAGCAGAAGAAGGACCAGAGCAGGGACUCAGAGAAGCACGCCACUUCCACCUCGGAGUCCUUCGCCACCUGCAACAUCCUGAGACUCUUGGAGCAGGGGAGGCUCCUGUCGGUUCCCGGGGGGCCCCCCAGCCUGCUCUCCCCUGCCCCCAACCCCGUCGGCAACCCCUCCGGAAACGGGUCCUCGAUGGGUGCGUCAGGGAACACUUCGCCAGGCCUGGGUGGCGGGGGCAGCCCUCCGGGGACGGGGGCCUUCAGCUUGCAGGUCCCCUCGCUGGCCGCCCCCUCGGCGUCCCCUCGGCUGCCGGCGGCCCCUCUUUGCUUCGGCGGCCCUUUGCUGGGGACCCUCCACGAGCUCCCCAGCGGAUACGCACUGGGCACCUCCGCCUUUGAGCCUUACACGCGGCUGGAGAGGAAAGACAGUGGUGCACUAGCCAGCAAGAAGCCCAGCCCUUAAAGAAGAGAGAUGAUUAACGAUAAUUCAUUCAUUAAUUAAUAAUAACGACGACGAAGAGAAGUGUCAAAAGGACGCCCCCCACGCCGCCGUCCCCCUGACCGCCCGUCCUCCCACCCCACCUCACACUGAGUCCCACGCACCCAACCCCACCAGGGGCUUCUCUUUCGCAAGGGUGUGUGUGUGUGUGUGUGUUCGAAGACUGUUUACCAAAUGUCAACCAUGUGAUGUGUGCCUCUGCGUGCGUGCCUGGGUGUGUGUGCGUGUGUGUGCUCCUUUCACGGAAAUUAAACGACAUCGACAGACAAA
Messenger RNA from Podarcis raffonei (Aeolian wall lizard), 1852 nucleotides. RefSeq names its product ventral anterior homeobox 2 (gene VAX2). The coding region runs from base 563 to 1546 and encodes 327 amino acids. The transcript is spliced from 3 exons. Gene Ontology annotation, biological process: brain development; neuron differentiation; regulation of DNA-templated transcription. Gene Ontology annotation, molecular function: DNA-binding transcription factor activity, RNA polymerase II-specific; DNA binding. The record is from RefSeq and is a predicted model, not a curated record. NCBI's taxonomy places the organism in Eukaryota, Metazoa, Chordata, Lepidosauria, Squamata, Lacertidae.